AUGUCAUCAAACAGGGGUCAAAAUCCUCAUGGACUUAAACAGAUUGGCUUGGACCAGAUAUGGGAUGACCUGCGGGCCGGCAUCCAGCAAGUUUACACCAGACAGAGCAUGGCAAAGUCCAGAUACAUGGAACUCUAUACUCAUGUAUAUAACUACUGUACAAGUGUACACCAGUCUAAUCAAGCACGAGGUUCUGGAGUGCCACCAUCAAAGUCCAAAAAAGGCCAGACCCCUGGAGGAGCUCAGUUUGUUGGGCUUGAACUGUAUAAGAGAUUAAAAGAGUUUUUGAAGAGUUACUUAACAAAUCUGCUGAAGGAUGGAGAAGAUCUUAUGGAUGAAAGUGUACUAAAGUUUUACACACAACAGUGGGAAGACUAUCGGUUUUCUAGUAAAGUACUGAAUGGCAUUUGUGCAUAUCUCAACCGCCACUGGGUUCGGCGUGAAUGUGAUGAAGGGCGCAAAGGGAUAUAUGAAAUUUACUCGCUUGCCUUAGUUACUUGGAGGGAUUGCCUUUUUCGGCCUUUGAACAAACAGGUUACAAAUGCAGUGCUCAAACUGAUUGAAAAAGAGCGAAAUGGAGAAACCAUAAACACAAGGCUCAUCAGUGGAGUUGUACAGUCUUAUGUCGAGCUGGGCUUGAAUGAAGAUGAUGCGUUUGCCAAAGGCCCCACGUUGACCGUGUACAAAGAAUCUUUUGAAUCUCAGUUUUUGGCUGACACAGAGAGGUUCUAUACAAGAGAGAGCACAGAGUUUUUACAGCAGAACCCCGUCACAGAAUACAUGAAGAAGGCUGAAGCUCGGCUUUUAGAAGAGCAGAGAAGAGUACAGGUAUACCUUCAUGAGAGCACUCAGGAUGAGCUAGCAAGGAAAUGUGAACAGGUCCUCAUAGAAAAACACCUGGAGAUCUUCCAUACAGAGUUCCAGAAUUUACUUGAUGCAGACAAGAAUGAAGAUCUGGGGCGAAUGUACAAUCUUGUAUCACGAAUACAGGAUGGUCUGGGAGAGCUGAAAAAACUUUUAGAAACACAUAUCCACAAUCAAGGACUUGCUGCUAUAGAAAAGUGUGGAGAAGCAGCACAGAAUGAUCCAAAAAUGUAUGUACAGACAGUCUUGGAUGUCCACAAGAAAUAUAAUGCACUAGUUAUGUCAGCGUUCAACAACGAUGCAGGGUUUGUGGCUGCUCUGGAUAAGGCUUGUGGCCGAUUUAUAAAUAACAAUGCAGUGACAAAAAUGGCCCAGUCUUCCAGCAAAUCUCCUGAACUACUUGCCCGCUAUUGUGACUCUCUACUAAAGAAGAGCUCCAAGAAUCCAGAAGAGGCAGAAUUGGAAGACACACUUAAUCAAGUUAUGGUAGUAUUUAAAUACAUAGAAGAUAAGGAUGUAUUUCAGAAAUUCUAUGCAAAAAUGCUCGCAAAACGUUUAGUGCACCAAAACAGCGCCAGCGAUGAUGCAGAAGCGAGUAUGAUAUCCAAACUUAAGCAAGCCUGUGGUUUUGAAUAUACCUCAAAGCUGCAAAGGAUGUUCCAAGACAUUGGUGUCAGCAAAGACUUAAAUGAACAGUUUAAAAAGCACCUGACAAAUUCAGAACCUCUUGACUUGGAUUUCAGCAUACAAGUCCUUAGCUCUGGGUCAUGGCCUUUUCAACAGUUCUGCACAUUUGCGUUACCUUCUGAGUUGGAGCGCAGUUACCAGAGAUUUACAGCUUUUUAUGCCAGCCGCCACAGUGGAAGGAAAUUAACUUGGUUAUAUCAAUUGUCCAAAGGAGAAUUGGUUACUAAUUGCUUUAAAAAUCGAUAUACUUUGCAGGCGUCCACAUUCCAGAUGGCAAUCCUGCUACAAUACAACACAGAAGAUGCAUACACAGUACAGCAACUGACAGAUAGUACGCAGAUAAAAAUGGACAUCCUGGUUCAGGUUCUACAAAUUUUGCUUAAAUCAAAGUUAUUGGUAUUAGAAGAUGAAAAUGCAAAUGUUGAUGAAGUGGAGUUGAGGCCGGAUAUCUUAAUAAAGCUGUAUUUGGGCUAUAAAAAUAAGAAGCUUAGAGUUAACAUUAACGUCCCCAUGAAAACUGAGCAGAAACAAGAACAGGAGACGACGCACAAAAACAUUGAGGAAGAUCGAAAACUUCUCAUCCAGGCCGCCAUUGUACGAAUUAUGAAAAUGAGAAAGGUCUUGAAACACCAGCAACUCCUUGGAGAAGUCUUGACCCAGUUAUCAUCAAGAUUCAAGCCACGCGUUCCUGUAAUCAAGAAAUGUAUCGACAUCCUUAUAGAAAAGGAGUACUUGGAGCGCGUGGAUGGAGAAAAGGACACAUACAGUUAUCUGGCUUGA
Molecule: messenger RNA, 2331 nt
Organism: Staurois parvus
Lineage: Eukaryota; Metazoa; Chordata; Amphibia; Anura; Ranidae
Source: the annotation of a GenBank genome assembly